AUGGGAAACGGCGGGUCUCUCGCUCUGGGGAUUGUCCGCAUGUACGCCAAGGCUCGCAAGAACGAGUGCGAUUUCCAGGUGAGUUGCGGUAUUCUGGCAUACUCGACAGAUCCUCUCGUCGCCUUGCUACAGGAGCUCGUCGACGAAUGGAUUCGCUUCGAGGGUACAGGUGUCCCGCAUCACCCCCUGAGCCCUGUCAAUACCGUAGAUUCUCGUGAGCUCUUGGCUGUUCGGCAUAGCCAGUGGGAGUCUUUUAUGUGCAACUCGCUCAAGCGUAGGAUGCUGUUCUCCACGAUGUGGUUUUGGGUCCCGGAGGACAAUCGAUGUACUACUCUGGCGGUCGAAAUGGCUAAGCGGGCACCUCGAUGCAUGCGCGGUGUCAAGAAGCCCCGCAGAAGAAGCAAGCGCAAAUCAAAGCAGACGAUGGAGAACGGCGUCAAGAAGUUUGGUGGUCUGUUGAAUGAUGUUUUCAACAUAGAUGAUGCGGUCAAGGGCAUUCUGGCUCUGGCAAUUUGUGCGGAGUCGUAA
Messenger RNA from Phaeoacremonium minimum UCRPA7, 528 nucleotides. RefSeq lists its product as hypothetical. Lineage: Eukaryota; Fungi; Ascomycota; Sordariomycetes; Togniniales; Togniniaceae. The coding region runs from base 1 to 528 and encodes 175 amino acids. The transcript has 2 exons. The record is from RefSeq and is a predicted model, not a curated record.